This is a messenger RNA of Hypoxylon fragiforme, 1998 nucleotides long. Its product is annotated as bifunctional P-450:NADPH-P450 reductase. The record is from RefSeq and is a predicted model, not a curated record. The transcript has a single exon. Bases 75 to 1451 code for a protein of 458 amino acids. NCBI's taxonomy places the organism in Eukaryota, Fungi, Ascomycota, Sordariomycetes, Xylariales, Hypoxylaceae. Gene Ontology annotation, molecular function: oxidoreductase activity, acting on paired donors, with incorporation or reduction of molecular oxygen; heme binding; monooxygenase activity.
UAGUUCUUCCGUAACCCUGAAAUCUCCAUAUUCUACCAUUACUCACCCAAAACUAGUAUCUACCUAGGUAUACAAUGUCCGUCCCGAUCCCGCAGCCCAGCGGUGUGCCCCUUUUGGGCAACCUCUUCGACGUCGACCCCAACAACACGUGGGAAUCGCUGCGGAAGCUGUCGGAGAAGUAUGGCGAGAUCUUCCAGAUCAAGGUGCUGGGGCAAACUAUCGUUUUUGUGACCGGUGCGGCCAUCGCCGAGGAGCUGUGCGACGAGAAGCGGUUUCGGAAGUAUGUGGGUGGUCCGAUAGUGGAGAUCCGGUACGCCGUACACGACGCACUUUUCACGGCCUACGACAACGAAGAGAGCUGGGGGAUAGCACAUCGGAUCUUGGCGCCCAAGCUGUCGCAGCAAGCCCUCAAGGACCACUUCGUCGAGAUGCGGGACCUUGCCGACGAGCUCAUCGAGAAGUGGAAGGGCCUAGGGAACGACAACGAAGUUUCGGCCGUAGGGGAGCUCAACAAGCUGAAUCUCGAGGCGACAACGCUCACUCUUUUCGGGAAGAAGCUGAAUGGCCUGUAUGGGCCCGGACUCCCCAUGCUACAGGCCAUGGAGGACUCGACCUCGGAAGCCAUGAAGCGGCCGACACGCCCCGGCCUCCUCAACAAGCUGUGGUACGGUCGUAAGUUUAGCUCAGCUACCACAACGAUGCGGGCGUAUGCGCAAGACCUGAUCGACUACCGCAAGGCGAACCCAACAGACCGGCAAGAUAUGCUUGCGGCGAUGAUGAGCGCCAAGGAUCCCAAGACCGGCGAAGCCCUGAAGGACUCGCAGGUCAUCGAUGAGAUCGUGACCAUGCCAAUAGGCAGCAGUACCGCGCCGGCGCUAAUCGCCACCGCCAUCUACUUCCUGCUAAAGAACCCGAGCGUGAUCGCCAAAGCACGCGAGGAACUAGAUACCGUCAUUGGCGCCGGGGAAGCGUUCACCUUCGAACACCUGUCGCAGCUGAAGUAUAUCGAAGCUAUCGUGCGCGAAUCCCUCCGCCUCUCGUUCGCCGCGCCGGGCUUCAACAUCGAGCCGAUACCCAGCGACAGCAAAGCGCCUGUGCAGCUUGCCGGGGGCAAGUACCAGAUCGCGCAUAAUCAGGCGAUGAUCAUCGUGCUGGCGGGCGUGAACCGAGAUCCCGCGGUGUUCGACGAGCCCCUUGCCUUCAAGCCGGAGCGCAUGAUGGGGCAGGCGUUUGACGACCUGCCGCAGGGGGCUAAGAAGUGGUUUGGCAACGGCAAGAGACAGUGUAUCGGCAUACACUGGGCGUGGCAGUGGAGCAUGACGACGCUGGUGAAGCUGCUUCGGGAUGUUGACUUUGAGAUGGCUGAUCCGAGUUACAAGUUGGAGCAAGAUGGGUGGUUCAACCUGAGGCCUGUUGGGUUUCAAGUAAGGGUGAAGUCAAGGACAAAUUAAGGGUCAUAUGGUGUCUUGUUUUAGGGGAGACUGUAACUGAAGCUGCACGACUUAAUAUCGAUUCGGGGAAGUCAUCUAAUUUCAGAUAUGUUCACUGGGUACAUCACUCAAUUCUAGCUUUCUCAUCAUCUGCAUAGUAACUCACAAAACGGAACUUUUGAUGAUGCAGUCCUUGACUUGAUAUCUCCCAUUUGGCAUCGCGGAGCUCCUGUCGAGUAUCGUGAAAUUUGAAAAAAUAUUGUAUUGUAGAUGGGUGGCGGCAUCGGAAAUAUUACAGAGAAAUCUUAUUGAGUAUAUUUUAUUUGAGGACUAAAAGUUAUAAUACAACAGUGAAGUACCUAACCUAGUACCUAGUAGAUAAACAUUUAAAACAUGAUAGGUACAUACCUAGUAGUAACUACCUACCAAGUUUGAUGGUGCUGCUGCGGGCUAUCACGUGAUGCAUGUGAUGAGUCAGCUGGCAAAGACACAGUAUACUUGCACCGUAAUUUGAUCAUUUUCCAGACUGUAUAUUAUCACAGUACAAGUCACAUUCAACUACCCAAUU